Messenger RNA from Symbiodinium sp. CCMP2592, 8625 nucleotides. The record is from the annotation of a GenBank genome assembly. NCBI's taxonomy places the organism in Eukaryota, Dinophyceae, Suessiales, Symbiodiniaceae.
AUGCCUGGGCCCUGGUUCCUCCCGAGAGAGGACCAGGGUGCAUGGAAUGCCCUACCCGCUGCGCGCGGAGACUAUGUGGAGCUUAAGCUCCUCGAUUCCGCUCGCCACCCACAGGGUAUGGGGUUGGUGAGGAUCGAGGAGCGGGAGAACCCCGGCCGAUAUGGGGAAUGGUUUGCAGGUACCAUCGUCGCGGUGUCCGACGGGUACCUGCAAUGGUGGCUGGAUGAAGGAGAAGGCUCUUCGGAGCAAAGGUGGUUCUCCUUCCACGUCUGUGCCAAGUCUCCUGCCACUUGCAGGGGAUCAAAAGGGCACCCCGACAUGGAGUUCCACUUUGAGUCCCUACGGAGCAUUCCCCUUGCGGAGCUCGGGACCUCCCUGCAGCCACCAUGGCUUACCCAACCCGCUGCGGCGGCAGAUCUAAGAUGGAGGCCCCCCUGGCGCGGAGGCGAAGCCUCCGGGGCUUGCCGCAGAGCUCGGAAAAAUCGCCGAGAUCGCUCCCCGGAGCGGCGCGCCAAAGAACCCCGUGCGCGGGAGAGAGACUCAGGGCCAGCAGCGGAGGCGGAGGCCGCCCUCAAGAAGAAGCGGAGGCGCUGGCUGGACCCGGGAGGUCACCAAAGCGCGGGCCGCAAAGCAGACCGAGGUCCCUUUGGGGGCGGGGUCAAGGUCGACCUGGGCGAAGAUGGGUCUUCAUCAGACUCGUCUUUUCGCGAAGCCUCCUCGUCUCGCGACCGUCAGCUGCAGCUCCUGGAGUACUCGGAGAGGUACCCGGGGCGGCUGUCGGCUCGUCUUCUGCAGAAGAUGCGAAUGCUGCUCGCACGGGACGGGGGGGCGCUAAACUUUGCAGCCCGGGAAGACCCAGCGCCACCGGUGGCGACGAGCUACCUCCUCACGAUCAUGGUGCCGGAGUACAGGGCAAAGGUCGGAGUUCGCCUUCUACGGGAACUCAAGACCCUGUGCAAGGCGCUGGACCUGGUGGUCGAAGGGGAAGCGCGGCGCGCCGCAGACCUUCUCGCGCAAAGAGUGAAAGCGAUCGAAGCAUCGCUGGCCGACGAUCACUGGCUGAAAGCACAGUUCCUGGAACUGGUGCCGCGGGAAGGAAGUCUCCUGAUGGAGACAGACGAGGCGGUGAUGGCGGCGAGGCAGCUGGCCCUGGAGACCAAGGUGAAGGAAGCAGGCCAGCGGAACUGGGGCCGGGGCAAGGGGCAGUGGUUCGGGGGGGCUGCCUCGGUCUCCUCCAUCCUUCGGAAGAACGAACCAAGAGGAAAACUGCUCCCAGGUGGGCUUCGUACCCAAAAGGCGGCGGACCGCCGCUUGCAAGUGGCUGAGGAACAUGACCUGCUCCCAAUCCAUGUGGAUGCCACCUGCAACAUUGAGGUUGUGGAGAACUGUUCCCAGGUGGUGCUGGAGACUACCCUGCACGCCCUCAACUUCCACUACUGCUGUGGUUGGAUCAGCCCUGUGUGCUGGCCGCCGCCCGAAGAAGUCACCCCACGGCAGGCAGAGGCGGUGAAAGGGAUCGCGAAGAUCUGCGCCGGGUGCUUGGGCCGUGGCUUGCCUUUGGGAGGACCGGCCGAGGCCGAGAAGAUCCUCUCUAGUCGCUCCCGUGACUAUGAAGGCAACAUGGUGGAGCGAGUGGGGGAGAUCCAAGCGGAUCUGGUGAUCGGUGCAUGGCCCAAUGUUGGGGAGGCGGCGGUUGCUAGCGUCAUUGACUUUUUGACGGGUGACGCCCUCCAUGCAGUGAUCUCGCCGAAACCUCACUUCAAGAGGGGAAGCGACCAGCCGAGGACCUCCAAGAGGGGUAAGGUCCAUGCCUCCCAGGAGGAAUGGAACAAGGUUGUCUCGGCGGCCUUCCAGCGCAACAUGAUGGGGCCGGUGGACGAGAGCGCCGUCCCCCGGGACGCGCAAGGCCACCUCAUCACGAAUGGUGCUGGGGCGGUGGAGAAGAGGAAGCUGGUCGGCGGCAAGGAAGUCACGAUGAGCAACUUCGUGCCGAUCAAUGAGUACCUGGAGGCCCUCCCGGGAGACCAGGAUUUCCUCCCGUACGUGGCCCAGCUUGGCCUGCUGCUCCUGGGUGACAGCCAGACCCUGAUGAUAGAGUCGGAGGACCUCACCUCGGCCUUCAACUUGUUCCGCAUGCCGGACACCCGGCUCCCGUAUUUCUCCUACGCCAAGAAGGUGCCCGGGCACAUUAUGGGUUCCAACGAGGAGUGGGUCAGGCCGGGGCUGAGGGUCAUCCCUAUGGGGUGGAGCUCCGCGGUCACCAUCAUGCAGGCGGUGCUUAGGAACCUUGUGUUUGACAAGGCAGGGGUACCGGCAAGCCUGGAGAUCUCGAAGGUCAAGGAGAUACCCGCUAAGGGCGGAGCCGUGCUUUACCUUGACUCCUUCGACCAGGUUCGGAUGGUCGACACCACGCUGCGUGCAGUAGAAGAAGGUGUCGCCAGUCCAGAGCAUGAGCGUUUCAGGGCAGCCUGCAAGGUGAAGGGUCUGCCCCUCAACGCCUCCAAGUCCCUCGCCGGAGCACUACGAGGGGGCAUCCAAGGAGGGGUGCUAGAUGGGGACAAAGGAACGAUCUCGGGCGAAAAAGCCGAGAAGCUGGUGCUGGCCACUUUGGGCCUCCUGGCUUCCGCCUCCUGGUCGGAAGCUGCCCUAAGGAGAUGGGUUGGGAUCGCGACCUUUGUGGCCGCUUUCCGGAGGCCGCUCUUCGCCGUAUUCCAGGAGAUCUUCCGUCUGAUAGAAAGGGCCAAGGAUGGGGCAGUGGACCCAGACCCGCAGUUUCAGGAGGUGGAGCGGCCGUUGCCCAGACUGCCCGGAGGCCCACUGUUGCGCCAGUGGAAGAGGAUGAGCCUGGAGUCUGUGCCCGCUGCGGCGGAGAAGAGUCUUGGGGCUCGCACGGGCUCUUUUAUGCCUGUCCGGCUUCCUUUCUUUCCGGAAGCCGGGCAACCUCUCACUGAGGCCAUGGCCCUGAACAAGGUGGCAGUGCUCACCGCCUUUGGGCCCAGCGUCAACGACAAAGAUGACUUUUGGAGCCCGGCUGGGAAAGAGAAGCUGGAAAGGAUGGAGGCGGACCCGCUGGUUGCGGCCAAGUUUUGGAGUCCGCCCUUCAACACCUUUGGGCUCGGCCGUGGCGAGCAGGUGCAACUCCAGAGUGGGAGAUGGGUGGAAGCCCCGCCAGCCCUCAGGUCAGGAGGGCACCUCACUGGGGUGGCCGGUCUCUCCAAGGCUGCCGCCUUUGAAGUGAGGAGGGCAAACACCCUCGCGCUGAGGGCCCUGAAGUCCUUGUCCCGGGCUGUGGAGGAAAACUUCCUCUGCUUCGUCUGUCAGCCCUGGGACUCCUACCUUUGGUACUUCCCGGAGGCAGAAGAGCUGAGGGGGAUCUUCUCCACAUCGUUUCCCUUGUGCUGCUUUGGUGGGCCCAAGCGUUGGGUGGAGCUGCUGCACAACUCCCCGGCAGUCCACAAAGCUUUGCACCGGCCCGCGUGCCGAGACCACGAAGAAGAGCACAAGGCAUGGUACGACAGCACAGGCCGGAUUCGGUUCGCCUGCUGCGAGGAGCUUCGCCUCCCCUGGGACCUUUGUGACGCCAUGGCGUUGGCGAUAAAGAGGGAUCUGGCUGAGAUCUGCCCUCUCAUCCCAGGCAAGCUCACUGAUCGCACCAUGGAGUGGCAGCUGAUGGCGCAGCUUCGUGGAGCUUCCUCGAGCCUCAGAUCACCCGCCGCGGCGGAGGCAGCAUCUGAGGUGCUUGCGCCCAUUGCCCGGGAGAUUUUGGAAGACCCACUGGAGCAUCUGCGGAGGAUGCUUUGCAGAGUGGCACCAGAGGAGCCAGACAACCUCAAGAUGGUGCCCUACCCGGCGCACCUCUGGAGAUGGCGCAACACGUUGUCCUUCGCCUGGCACAACGAGGACAACAUCACCACGCUAGAGAUGUUGGCAGCUCUAGCAGAGGUCAGACGCCGUGCGCGGCAGUUGAACACACAGGGGACAAGGUUCUUUCACAUCCUUGAUUCCCAGGUCGUGUAUCACAUCAUGGCAAAGGGCAGGGCACACAGCAAGCGGUUGAACAGGUCUGCAGGUGCCCUGCGGACUGUUCGAUAUAGGGACAGACUUCGAAAUGCUUCCCGUGCAGAGGUUUUGUUUCUGUAUGCGAAAACCUGUGGCGACGAAUCAGAAUCUCUGGGCACCGCUGCUGCAGGGAAUUAUUUGUUUUGUGUUGCUGAGCUUGGGGGAAAAUGCAUCAAGCCGUUGGGUGCCCAAGAGCACUUGCAGCAGCAAGAUACUUGGCGAGCUCGGCGUCAGAAACGUCGCGAUCGAGAUUUCGCCGCUAAGCAGAUGUCCCUCCAGAACCAGACAACCCGAAACCAGAUGUUCAAGUGCUGUUUGAAGUCUCUUUUUCGUUUCAGGGCAGCUGUCCAGUUGGGGCCUGCCCAGGCUGCAGUGGCAGGUGCCUGGUGCCGGGCACCUGCAGCUGCUAACCAGGGUGCGGUGACUCCUGUUCCUGCGAUGCCCGCCUUGGCUGGCAGGUUGGCGGUUUUGCCUGCAGGGCAAGCGCAAUGGGUUUUUCAAGCUGCUGCGCCAAGCGUCAUCUUCGAAGCCGUUGCAGAUCGCCAGGGCCUUUACACUUGCUUUGCAGACGGACAGGCGGCGGAGCCUGAAGUAGGCACUGCGAGGCGUUACCUAGGGCGUCCUUUCUGGAUGGUUCGCUUGCCACCAACUGUCAUGAAGCAUUUGAUGGAGAUAGGCAAGGAGUUCGUGGUUCCUGGUGGGCUUGUGACUUCUUUGGGGCACCAGUUGCCCGGAACCGUUCCUGCUGCGGCAGAAGGAAGCCCCAGUGAUGGUGCCGACAGUGGUUCCUCUUCCUCCUGCGAGAUGAAGAAAGUGCGCAGGCCGGCCAUGCAAGAAAUCCUGUUGGGAAAGCUCGCUUACAAGCUCAGCUCAACGGUAGGCAUUCAAGAUGUGGUUCGCACCGUCCUUCGAAUGUUAGUGCCAGAUAGUUUAGGUCUGGCAGACAACAUGAAAGUGUCGCAUGGGCAUGUGCGGAAUAUCUUGCUAAAGCUUGAUGCCUUGCAUUCCUUGUCUCGCCGGUUCCUUGCCCCACCAGGUGGUGGGGCAGACAAGUCGCUGCGAAUUGUCAGGUACAUCAGUCCUGACAGUUCCCCGCAAGCGAAUUAUGAUUAUUUUUGUGCGACAGAAGAGUUGCUGCUCUAUCGUUCCGACGAGCUUCCAAGGGAUGCGGGUGGAAAUGUAGCUCCUUUCAAAGGGUUUGAACACCAGAGGCGUUCGAUGUUGUGUACAACAAUUGCGAGAGGACAAGGAAGCACAGCUUCGAAGGCAAGCAAGAUGGUACAUAUGAUUGCCGUUGAGAGUGGUGCGUCUCUCUUUGAGACGUAUCGUUCGGAAGUUCGGGGCUUCUUAAGCGAUCAAGGAACGGAGCGAGGCAUAGCAUCGUUUCCAGUCCGCAGUUGCUCUGAGGUCCAGAGUAUUGUGGGCGCUCAAGCUUUGGCGAGCGAGGCAAUACAGGAGGAUUUUCGUGAAUUGCCGCUCUUUCAUUCCGCUCUACACAUACCGGGAACACUACACAUAGUGUUUAACGCACUGGAAUUCAGCUUGAAGCAGCUUGAAACCUGGCAAAAAUUCGAGAAACAGUUGAACAGCAUCACCCGUGUGUGCAAAGAAAAGAGUUACUCAGAAGUAAUUCUUGUGAGAAUGAUGAAGCAUGCGAGCCCCGAGGAGAGACGGUUGUUGCAUCGGAUGGAUGACCUCUUAGACUGGAGGUGGGAUUCGCUCGCAAGAGUGCUGAAGGUUUGGGUUCCUCUAUAUCCCACCUUCAAGAAAUAUUGGAACCCAGCUGUUUUUGGUGGGGACAGCUCGUCAGUCACAAUUCGAGCUGUGACGGAAGCGUUGGCAGACGAGUGCCAUUUCGACAUGGCAGUGUGGACGCAUCAGUUCUCUGCCGAGGCCACCAGGCUGGCCCACUUUUUCGAGGGUUGUCACUGCCAUCAGGAGCAGCUGACAGACCCAGAAAACCGGGAAAAGAUAAACUGUUGUUGGAAAGGCAGGCGCUUGCCUUGGCUUGCGGUUGGUAAUCUCCAGGGAGCUUUGCAAGAUGCCAUGACAAACAACGAGAUUAGUGUUCUUGCGCAUCUCUUGUCUCGUUCUAGUGAAACUGCAAGUCGGAUGGCGCACAUGGCGGACACGUGCAACAAAGUAUUUGUUGCCGUUAUCCAGCAAAAGCUUGCGUAUGCUCAGCAAGUACCAUGGGUGUUUGCCGCAGCGUUUGCGGGGUAUAUGGGCGAGACUUGGGGCCGAGUGAAAAAGGUUCUUCGGCCACAUCUUCAGAACGUUGACAACAUGAUCUCCAGUGGCCAAGUCGGCGCUCUAGACUCUGUUACACAUGCUUUGUUUGGACCAACCGACACAGGCCGCAUGCUCCGAGAGUUUCUGAACUCGGAGGAUGACGUGCCCCUUGAUCGAUGGCCAGCGUUGUUUUGGAGAGUACAGGAAUAUGCCUUUGUUUCUUUGUCCGAGCGACACACGGAGAGAGAGCAUGUCGGUGUCAAGGUUGCAGCAAACCGUGGUCUCACAAAGGCUGGGCCUGCAGUUGUCUGCAGCCGCAAGCGCAGAGAUCAAGUGUUGGAGAUGCUGGAAGAUGAGAAACAGCUCGCUUUCUUGGUCAAAAAUUGGCGCAGCAGGCGCCUUUGGAGUAGCCUGCUGGAGCACAUGCUCACUCACGAAGAGGUUCGACUUAUGGAGACGCCAAAGAGGCUUUCCCGCUUGUACGGGUAUAGCGAGGAAGACCACUUCAAAGAUUGCGAGGACUCUGUUCGUGCUGAUGCCGUUUACCGCCAAACUUUGAGAGAUCAGACUUUGUUACUGGCCGGAAGCUUCAAGCUUCCGAGUGCUUCCUACCAGGUAGUGAACUGGCUGAAAGGCCAUUUGGCGACGGGCGUGUUUUUCAGUGUGUCCACGCAUGUCUUUGAGCUACUUGUCGACAGGGGUCGGAGAUGUGAAGACCCAGCCGCAUCCUUCAGAACCGACGUGCUGCUGUCUAUUCUGCGAGCCGACGUCCACCCUCGGGUAAGUGAUCGUGCUUCGGUUUUCUGCUCGGUGCUGGAUGCCAGGCCAGAAGCAAGAACGGAUGCUCGUGUUUCGCGACCUGCUGCACACAUCACAGACCCGAAGCUAGGCCGCCGCAGCUGUGUGGUUGUGCAGCGUUUCCACGACGUGGAUGUUUCCCAGGGCGUGCACGGCCUUGGUGGAGAUGUGCGGGUGGCGUGCACGAAUGUGCGGAUCGAGGUUCUCGACUUGGCACGGGUGUGCACAGCAGAGAACUUGAAAGCCUUUUGUGCAAACUGUUUGCUCUGGCGUGCUAUGCCUGCGGAACUGGCCUUGGCUCUGGGAGACGAGUCCACGCAGCCAGGUUUGCUGCAGGAGCCGCAAGUGCAGAAACUUCCAGAGAUUGUCUUAGACAGCGAUCCUGCCUGCUUGUUGAGUCGACCGCCUCCGGAUCCGCAUGUGGAAGAUGCCCUCGACAUCCUGCACCCCCCUGCCCAUGUCGUGCAGAAUGCGGACGACUCUGCGGUGCUGCAGGUCUACGGUGCUCCGUGUAGCGACCGAGAAAUGCAAGCUAUCAAAGAGUUGCUGCGAGCAAGGGCCAUCGGCAUUGAAUCUGCUGUGUAUGCCACAGACCUUGAACACUUCGAUGCUGUUGCACUGGAAGGCUUGCGUGACCGAGGUCUUGUCAUCUGCGAGACUGAUAUGUUCUCAGAUGUAUCCGUCGCCUUGACGGGCAAGUUGACCUACAGUGCAAGCUUGGUGCUGGCACGGCCAUUGUUGCUUUGGGAGCUUGACCAAACGACUUUGACUCGAGGCCAGAUGCCAGGCCGAUCAAAGUUGGAGUUAAUUCGUUUGUUGUUUGUCUUGGGCUGGGAGCCAGGGCUGGGCCGGGAAGCGUGGCAUCGCAAGCAGGGAGAGAAACGUCUUCCAGAUGACGUUCUAGUUUGCAGCCUCCCCUUCCUCAGAGCUUUGAUGCUGAGUCGGCUUAUAUGGGAAAAGCCCGGCAACUUGUCGGGCAUUUACUUGAAAGGCCCCCAGCAGUAUUAUGAGUUCUUGGUGGAUCAGGACGAUCUCAGCAGCUUGCGGGAUGCUUCUGCAGAGGAAAUCAAUGCUCGGUUCGCGCAGAAGAAAAAAAGACCUGCUGGCCGCAGCUUGACAAGAGAUGCGGCUACAGGUCUGGAGCUUGACCCAGAGGCUGAUGAUGCCGAGUUAGAAGAGCUUGUGCAAGAGCUGCCUGAAAAGCUCAUGCAAGCAGAAGAGCCGCAGCCAAGCAUGGCCAGCGGUGGUAGACGUGUCGCUCCUCUAGAAAUCGACUUGGGAGGCGGUAGGACACAGGUAGUGCAUUUUGACAAUUUCACACACUCCAGCGGUCAGCUCCGAGCAUUCGUUGCUUGCGAGACACACAGCGGCUGCCGCUUGUACACGUUUGUACGGCAUCAUGGCAGCCGCAGGCGGGCUGCUGCCUUUUUGCUUGCUUGGCAAAUGCGAGCAGCUCACCACCGCAGAGCUGAAGCUCACAUUGCGGACAAGCCAAGUGAAGAGCAGGUGGAUGCCAUGAUGCUCCGGAUCGCUUGA